Messenger RNA from Hypomesus transpacificus, 2569 nucleotides. RefSeq names its product zinc finger protein with KRAB and SCAN domains 1-like. Gene Ontology annotation, molecular function: RNA polymerase II cis-regulatory region sequence-specific DNA binding; DNA-binding transcription factor activity, RNA polymerase II-specific. Gene Ontology annotation, biological process: regulation of transcription by RNA polymerase II. Bases 1296 to 1823 code for a protein of 175 amino acids. The transcript is spliced from 3 exons. Lineage: Eukaryota; Metazoa; Chordata; Actinopteri; Osmeriformes; Osmeridae. The record is from RefSeq and is a predicted model, not a curated record.
CUGUUUCACAUUCUGCUAAUACUAGCUGACCAAGUUGUCCAAGCUUUUUUUUGUGAUAAAGACAAUUAUUUAUUAACCAAGGCCAAUGGGUCGUUACAAAGCUCUGUGGAAGCCGGGCAAUGACCAUUCAUUUGAAUCAGGUGUGCUGGAGCAGGAAACACCUAAAACAUGCAGGACAGUGGCCCUCGAGGACGAGGAUUGGACACCCCUGUUUAGUUAAAGAGGGAAUUUGCUAGGAAGGUUUGGUUGUAGUUAGUGUCUGAACUGGUGGUGGCCUGACAGGACGAGUAUGAAGACCUGAAGACACACUUCUUCCAAGAUGAAGUGGUCCAGGAGGAAUUGGAGAAAGUCCGCUUUAAGAACAUAAAAGAAACCAUCUGGCUAUGCUGGCCAUAGGGACGCACCUUCACAGUGUUUCACAUGGUUAUCAACUUAUCAACAGUAGGGUUUUCCUGGAUCAAAAUUACGUUAAGGUGUUAACUGCUGCGCGCAUGUGAAAUAUCGCUAUAAGCCGUAUCUCAAGGAAACACCGGAUUGUAAUGCUGGACAAAGAAAUGGGUAACAGUACUUUACCUCACAAUGAAUAUUCACCUACAAUACGUAGCUUGUUUGUAUCCACCAUGUGGGUGUGUAGGUCUGAACUCCACUGAUCCAGCGUUCAUGCAUCGUGGCAGGGCCAAAGUCCUGGUCCCCCUCCCUGUACCCAGCGACUCUGAAGAAAAGGAGGAGUGGACCCCUCGGAUGGAGAGACACCCUCCAGGUAAGGAUACUGCUGUUUUAGUACUAUUGUAUAACUGUAGUAGUACUAAUCCUACACCACUGUAGUCCUGCUGUAAGUAUUGUGUUACACCAAUAGUGUGUCCACAUACAGAAUAGUUAACUGUUGUAGCUUUUAUAGUACUUGAGUAGUAUGUAGUAAUACUAACCCUACAUGACUGAAGUACAAACACAGCCCCAUCAUCACCACCUCAGAAUACUUCUGAAGGAAUCAGAGAGUAACUGUUUGACUGUAAUGUCAUAAAGGAAUGUUUCAAUGUUCUGUUGUGUGUGUUCUGAGCCACACGGACCUCCAGACCCCCUCCUAGGAGACCAGCUGCACCCCAGAGAGCUGCUCCCAAACACACACCUGCACCACAGGUAUCCGUCUAUCACUCUCUGUCUUUCUCUCUCUCCAUCACUCCCCCAACCCACAAUUGGUGAGGUAGCGGAACCCAGCAAGGGGGCCAGAGCCCUCUGGAAGAGAUGCUGAGUGAGGAAGGAUAUGACCUUCCUCAGAGACGCUAGCCCCCCAACACAUGCUCUCCCUGACAACAGAGGGCCAGAGCACCGGUAGGGGGGGCACUCAGGAAGCGGGGGCGGGAGGCCCAGAGGCCCCCCAGGAGAGAUGUGAUCUGUCAACUUCAGGCCUGUCUAAAGCAGAGUGUGUAAGGAGGAGCAGGGCAACAGAGAAGAUCAAGUUCUCCAGAACCAUGGACAUGGAAAAGGCCAGACAUCACCACUGUGACCAGUGUGGGAAGAGCUUCAGUAAUUCAGAAACCUUAAAGAAACACCAGGGUGUUCACUCAGGAGAGAAGCCGUACCACUGUGACCAGUGUGGGAAGAGCUUCAAUCAGUCAGGUCAUUUAGAGAGACACCAGCGUGUGCACUCAGGAGAGAAGCCGUACCACUGUGACCAGUGUGGGAAGAGCUUCAGUCACUCAGGAAGCUUAAAGACACACCAGCGUGUUCACACAGGAGAGAAGCCGUACCACUGUGACGAGUGUGGGAAGAGCUUCAGUUGGUCAGGAAACUUAGAGACACACCAGGGUGUUCACCAGUUCUGAACUUGAUCCUCAAGAAAAGGCAAAAGCUUAUCUAAAAGCCAUGGAUAUGAUUCUCUAACUGGAAGUGUGAACACCAUCUCUUUUUCUGACCUCUCAAGAUAACCAUGACAAGUGAUUCAGUCAAUGCAUGUAUUAUAUAAUAACACCGUCAUAACAAUGUUUGGUUGUGGACUACCUUUGUGGGUGCUGAGGAUUGUUGGUGAUAUUUCCUCAAUAUUUUCUGUGGAACACAAUUUUUGUUUCUAUUGUACGAUCUCAACAUCAUCCAUGUUUUCGGUAUGAGAGUACUGUAGUUGUGCAGUAUGUUUCCUUAUGGAUUGUAUCCAUAUAUAAUAUUCAUAGACACAUGUUGUGCUGUCUUAGUUGGUUCUUUUAUUUUGUAAAUCAGCAUACCCUGCUGGUGGUUUUGUACAGUUCGUUUAGGUCAUGUGACUUGAUCUAACUGUAGUUGAGAGCAUAAUCGGCAGGCAUGCCUCAGUAGGUAUAUGUAUUUUCAUAAUUUUAGAGAUAUUUGAAAUGUUUGUGUGUAGAUAAAAUGUGGAUGGCGUAUUAAUGUUAGCAGCAUGUUCUGGCUCUAGCUUGUUCAGAUAAAGCAUUGUAGGAAUACUAAUAAUGUUUACCAGUAGCCUAUAAUUUUAUAUCAUGUGUGUUAUACUCACUUUGUACUUACCAUAAUGGGAAUUUGGACAUUGAUUAUGUUUUAUCUUUCUGUCGUUUUUACUUAACUGAUAGUUGCUACAUUAAAG